Limanda limanda (common dab) is the source of this 726-nucleotide messenger RNA. RefSeq names its product C-type lectin domain family 4 member G-like. The coding region runs from base 1 to 726 and encodes 241 amino acids. Lineage: Eukaryota; Metazoa; Chordata; Actinopteri; Pleuronectiformes; Pleuronectidae. The record is from RefSeq and is a predicted model, not a curated record. The transcript has 4 exons.
AUGAAGGCCCAGGAAGCUGUCGCAGAAAACGUCAUCCACCUCGAGAAGGAAAAUCACAGGCUGAUGAUGGAGAAAGAAAUCUUAGCGAACGAGAGCGAGAAAAUUCAUCAGCUGAUGAUGUUCGAGAAAGAAAUUUUAGCGAACAAGACCGAGGAGAAUCACCAACUGAUGAUGGAGAAAGAAAUCUUAGCGAACGAGACCGAGGUGCUGACCCGAGACAGAGAUGAUCUCAACAGGACGCUCGGAGUCAUCAUGACGUUCGAAAACUUCCCAGUCGAUACAUUCUGCCCAGACAAAAAGUGUACUCCAUGCUUGGAGAGUUGGAUUCCGUUCCAGGAUCACUGCUACCUGUUUUGGGACCAACCCGCUCCCUGGAAGACAUGGACACAAGCACGAGCAUUUUGUCAAAACACUAACGCAGACCUGGUUGUUGUCGACAGUUUACAUGAGCAGGAAUUCAUCAAUAAGCACACCAAGUACUACUUCGACCUUCAUCAUGCAUACUGGAUGGGAUUGCGUAAAAAUGAGGACAACAACUGGAUCUGGCUUGAUGGACGCAAUGAGACUUUGGGGUUCUGGAUUCAGGAGAGAGUCAAAGACCCUGGUGGAUAUGCGAUGACAUAUCCUGGGCAUAAUGCGACAGCCAGCUGGGGCCCAGCAUGGGAAGGAUUUCUGAACAAACUCAUCUGUGAGCAUGAAGCCCUCAUCAGGACUCCAGUUCGUUAG